GAAAGGAAGGCGAAGCUGAGCGGGGCAAAGCGGCCGGGCGAGGCAGGCGGCGAGGGAGUGGGCGGAAGCGGCGCCUCGGAGGGCCAGGUGGGCGAUCGCCGGGAAGGGAGCGCGGGGGGCGGCGGCGGCGCGGCGGCAGAGCCUGCGUGGCUGGCUGGUGAUCGACGGAAGGGACGCUGCCGAGCCAGCCGCGGGUGCACGGAGAGGGCGCGUCGCCUUCGCCAGAGCUUCGUUCGGUAGUACCCCGGCUGAGUUCAUCCGAGGGUGGGACUGGAAGACCCAUCUGGCAAGGCAGAUGACCACCUCUCCACAGAGAGUUUCUGUUGUGCUUUCGAGUACUCAGAGUGCUUUGUGUUCAUGACCCCGGCAAUCCAUACAACAGCUCUGUAAGAUGUUGUGGGCCAGGGCUGCAGGUUACCCACUUCUGACUUACGUGGCUGAAAACUGAAGGAGGAAGCAUGUGGGCCUUUUUCUCCCCUUCCCUGCAGAAAGAAAGGAUGAACGUCCGCUGCUGCCUCCUGGUAACUCUCUGCCUUUGCAGCGCUGACUUCGGCAGCCCCUCUGAGCGCUGUGAUGACUGGGGAGUGGAUACCAUGAAGCACAGGCCGGUCUAUAAUGGAGAGCCAGCCAAAAUCAGAUGCCCGCUCUUUGAAGCCUUUCUGAAGUACAAUUACAGCACGGCCCAUUCAGCUGGCCUAACCCUCAUCUGGUACUGGAUUGGGCGAGGCCAAGACCUAGAGGAGCCCAUCAACUUUCGCCUCCCUGACAACCACAUCAGUAAGGAGAAAGAUACCCUCUGGUUCCGCCCUGCGCUUCUCAACGACACCGGGAACUAUACGUGCAUGCUCAGAAACACCACCUACUGUAGUAAAGUCGCUUGUCCCCUAGAAGUCGUUAACAAAGACCCUGGUUCCUGUGUCAGCCAAGCUAUCAAGCCAGAAGAAGUGCUCAUGUAUUUGGACUCCACCAACAAGAACCUCACCUGCCCGGACGUUCAAGGGUUUUAUCCAGCCAGCAUCAAGCCAACGGUCCGAUGGUAUAAGAAAUGCACCCUUGUGGAUAAUUUCACUGAACGGUAUCCCAAUGGCAUCAACCUGACCUUUGUGUUCGUCCGCGAGUCAUACCAGGACGACUACACGUGCAUCGUGAGCUACAAAGAGAAUGGUCGGGAUUUUAAGCUCACCCGAACUUUGCGGGUAAAGGUGGUAGGGUCUCCAGACAAAGCAAAGGCCCCACUGAUAGUCACUCCAAAUGACAGAGUCGUCUAUGAAUACAGACCAGGACAAGACCUCGUUCUCAGUUGUGAUGUCCGUUUCACGUUCCUGAAGGAUUCUCCGCAAGAGGUCUGGUGGCUGAUUGAUGGGAAACGCCUAGAUGACAUCACCGAGCUCAAGUUCAACAUCUCCUAUAAGGAGACCCCCUUACAAGUUGGAGACCUGAAAAUUGAAAAGACUCUGGUUGUGCCGAAGGUCACGGAGAAGGACUUGAAGCGCAACUACACAUGCUGCGCCUACAACCUUAAAGGGACGGUUCACUUGCAGGCACUGGUGAAGAUGGAAGUUCCCACACCGAGGUACACAGUGGAGCUCGCCUGCGGCUUGGGAGCGACUGUCCUCCUUGUGGUCCUCCUGACAGUCAUCUACCACUUCUACUGGCUCGAGAUGGUUCUUUUCUAUCGGGCUCAUUUUGGGACAGAUGAAACCAUCCUAGAUGGGAAGGAGUAUGACAUUUAUGUCUCCUAUGCGAGGAAUGCCGAGGAGGAAGAGUUUGUGCUGCUGACGUUGCGGGGAGUUUUGGAGAACGAGUUUGGCUUCAAGCUGUGCAUUUUUGACAGAGACAGCCUCCCCGGGGGAAUUCUCACGGAUGAGACUCUGGGCUUCAUCCAAAGAAGCCGGCGCCUCUUGGUCGUACUGAGCCCAAACUAUGUCCUUCAGGGCACUCAGGCUCUCCUGGAGCUUAACGCUGGCCUGGAGAACAUGGCUUCCACGGGCACCAUCAAAGUGAUCCUUGUCCAGUACAAAGCCAUCAAGAAGAGCAAGGUCAAAGAACUCCGGCGGGCUAAGGCUGCCCUCACCGUCAUUAAGUGGAAGGGCGAGAAGUCGAGUUACCCGCAGGGAAGGUUCUGGAAGCAGCUGCUGGUGGAGAUGCCCGUCAAGAACACAUCCAAGAUCUCUGUGGAUAAGCUAAAUCUCUCCUGCCCUUCCCUACAAUAUGUCUGAGGAAGGGGAGGCUUAGAGUCCAGCAACGGGGUGGGGAGAGAAAUAGCUGGCUCUGAGCGAGGAGAUCUUUUUGUGGGGAGAGGGAGAUGUAGGAUGCUGUCUCCAUCACUUCAGGACACAGCUGCCUCCUCACUCAGGUGCUCCAGCUGAGCCCAGCUUGCCCGCCUUUCUGUUCGUCAGGUCCAACCUGCGUGUUUUCUUGUGUAUGGUGCCUCCUCAUUGGAAAUGCACAUGUAAAGCCAAAAUGUUUUCAUCCAGUGAGGACCUGAUGUCCUUGCAGGAGGAAGGGAGCUGGGUGCCUGAGGGGUUGGCCUCCCACUUUUGGGAGAUCUCGGGAGCACAUUAGGCCCAUCGAUCCUCUGGCCUAGAGGGUCACAGUGAUAUUUUUAACUUGUCUGAGCAGGAUAAGGGCCUCUCCUUAACCCAAAACACAGAAUUGGGAGCCAGCAUCUCUGCUUCCAACACUAGUCUGCAAAGUAGGGAUUGGUAUGGGGUUGUUUUUCCCCCUCACUGUUCUCCCAGAAUGAAUGUGGACAGCUCAUUCAUUCCAUAGCAGAACAUCACAGAGAUCUCUGGGCAGAAUCUGAGAAAACAGUAAAUGACAAAAGUGGAAGCAAUAUGGGAUAGUGGACUGCAGUCAGCACAACAAGCCAAGUUAGGACUCUCAGGGUCAAAAGGGCCAGUUUUUUGCUUAUUCUUUUUUUGAAAUGUUCUCCAAAAAUGUUAGUAAAGGCACUAAGGCCAAGCUGUUUCUGAAUCAAGUUGAAGGGAGUUCACACCUCGCCAGAUCUGUAUUGUUCCACCUUGUCUCAGUAACUGAUCCAGCACUUGGUACUGUUCAUCAUUCCCAAAGGGGAGUUGGCAUCCUGACAUUCCUUCCACCCUCAACCCUUAUCCUGACUCUAGAGAAGAAACUCAGGAACUGCACUUGGCAAACACUGUAGUAUAUAUCACUACAACGUGAUGAGACGGAGGGACAAGCUAAGUGGCUGGCUAAGUUAGGAGAACUAAGAGGACUUUUUUUAAGACCUCCCUUCUGCUUCUUACUUGAGCUAGCUUGUCUCUGUUGGUAUCCAUUAAAUUUGGUUCAAAUGGACUAGCACAGGGACGGUGAACCUGUUGCCCUCCAGAUGCGGUUGGACUCCAGUUCCCAUCAGUCCCAGUCACGGGUGGCCAGUGCCCAUUGGAGCUGGUCAGCUGGAAGGCAGGAAGGCCAGCAGCUGGUGGAACUAGGGAUCCAACAACAGGCAAAGCCAAUUCUAGUGUCCCUGCUGAGUUCUGCAAGGGGCAGCACUGUUGGCAGUCAGUGCUACCCUCUUGGCUGAGUGUAAGCAAGAAGGCUGGCAGGUGUGGGCCAGCUGGACGCUGGUGGAGCGCUGCCCCAUUCGCUCUUAGCCUCCACUGCCCAGCCAACAUGGCCAACGCUCGGGGACGACGGGAGAUGUAGUCUAGCAUUACUUGACGCAGAUGUUGACACAGGUUCUUCAGCUUUUCACUAGCAAGAUGACUACAGGGUGGUCAACAGGCAGUCUUUUGAUUGCGGACAUUAAGGCUACAAUCCUAACUCCAUUUUACCUAGGAGUAAGCCCCACUGAAUUCAGCAGUACUGCUUUCUAGGUGAACUUAGUGGUUAAGGUGUUGGACUACGACCUGGGAGACCAGGAUUUGAAUCCCCACAUAGCCAUGAAGCUCACUGGGUGACCUUGGGCCAGUCACUGCCUCUCAGCCUCAUGAAAACCCUAUUCAGAGGGUCGCCAUAAGUCAGAAUCGACUGAAAGGCAGUACAUUUACAUUUGUUGUUGUUUUUUUGGUCAGGCUUGCAGCCUAAGGCCACAAACUAAAGACCUCCUUUCAGUCCAGUCCAGUCCAGUCCUUGGCUGCUCCAAGUGUCAAGGUGAGCAACUCGUCAGCCCUGCAAAUCCAGCCUACUUAGUGAGGCCAUCUGCCUCCACCCCAAAUUGCCCAACCUCACAGCAAUGUGGAGGAUCAGGAUUUGUGGCAAAGGGACUUGGUGAAAGGUUCCUUGCUGAACCUUUGCCCCUUUGAACAGUGCUGCCCCCCAAAUCCUGGGGAGAGUGAGAUGUUGUUCACAAGUUGAAAGCCCCAGGGCUGCCUGCAGAUUUACUUGCCCACUUCCCUGCACUGCAGCGUAAUAGAGGGCUUGUUUCAAGUCCCCUUCAGCAUUUCCCAUUAGCCUUCACUUGGUCCCCCCUUCUCUAGACUGGAAAGCCAUGUGUGAAAUGUGCUUGCUCUCUCUCUCUCACUGUAAUGUUCAGUAUUAUUUCUCAUGCCAUUUGCCUUUACACUGCCUAGAGAGUAAAACUGAGACUCUCACGUUUACAGAUAGCUCUCUCACUUAUGACACUGGCAGGUCAGCCCCACAGGGUGGAAUCUGUCUUGUUCCCAGGUUUGAUGUAGCAUUUUUCCAACUUUCAUUUCUUGCCUUGUAUUUUUUACAGACACACACACACACACACACACCCUCUGGGUGCUGAGGCCUCCCUUUUACUUAACGGAGAUGUGACAUGCAACAGCCUUCCUCAGUGGCUGUGGCUGAUAGCCCAAAGACCUGGAGGGCACCAAGUUGAGGAAGGCUGCUGUACAAAGAUGAGACUGAGGAUUUCCUCACUUCAUAUUCUGUUGUUGUUGUUGUGUCAUUUUUGCUAACAUGAGACCAGUUCUGUUCCCCCUCCCUUUCUAUAUUUUGUUGUAGCAUCCACUUUGACAAGUCACAUUGUUGCCUCAUUUUAAUUUUGCUUUGUUUUGCAUUGCAUUUAAAUAAAGCACUUAUUUUGAUAAUUUU
Molecule: messenger RNA, 5022 nt
Organism: Rhineura floridana
Lineage: Eukaryota; Metazoa; Chordata; Lepidosauria; Squamata; Rhineuridae
Gene: IL1RAP
Product: interleukin 1 receptor accessory protein
Exons: 13
Coding region: 459-2219 (586 amino acids)
Biological process (GO): signal transduction
Source: RefSeq, a predicted model, not a curated record